Molecule: messenger RNA, 10800 nt
Organism: Culex quinquefasciatus (southern house mosquito)
Lineage: Eukaryota; Metazoa; Arthropoda; Insecta; Diptera; Culicidae
Gene: RhoGAPp190
Product: rho GTPase-activating protein 190
Biological process (GO): signal transduction
Molecular function (GO): GTP binding; GTPase activity
Source: RefSeq, a predicted model, not a curated record
UGAAAAAUUUUUCGACGUUCGCAGCAGUCUCGGAGUGUCGCAAACAACAAGCUGGUGAACAAAUUUCGGGCUCCGGGAAAAUCCGUGCGUGUAACCUCCGGUGAUCGUGAAAAGUGACCGCGGCGGGAGGGUCCACACAGUUGUGGUCCCGGAACGGCGCUCCGCUUCGGAACUCCGAGUGGGAACAGAAGAAGAAGACGAAGCAUAGUGCGUUGCAUCACGGGGAAAACCCCGAGGAAAAUCCUUCCAUUUCAAAGGACACACUCCACCGCAAAGAAGGAUCCAUCGCGGUAAAGGGAAGUGAGGGUCCAGACGGGGUGAAUAGAGAAAACUUUCUCCUCGGUGAAAAUCUGUGGCGUGUAAAAGUGAAAAAAGCAAGAAGAAGUAGUGCAAAAAAUUGUUACAAGUGUGACAAACGGAGGCAGCAGUGUUGCCAGCCAGCCAGUCGUCCUUCGAGACGAAGAGGGUUUUGGAAAACAUCGGGGUUAAAACAACAAAAAUAACAACAAGAGCAACAGGGUCCUGGAGAGGGUGGGCUAAAACGGCACUGACAGGCCAGCAGCGCCAGUCAACUCUACCGCACACAAAUACACACGCAGAGAAGCCAGCUUUUUGCCCAAAAGAACAUAACCUCGACGGCGACCCGUGCCACCCCUUAUGGCAAGGGACGACGACGGCUGCCAGUGAAUUCGACUGUCGUGCUGUGUGUAGGGGCAACAUUUUCAAAAAAGGAAUUAUCUCAUCAGAGCCAACGAAGAAAGACACAGACAGACAAAAGUUGCAUCGCCGGGGCCAAUCAUCAUUAUCAACAUUUGCAUAAAUUGAGCAGUGACCGCGCCGCCGCCACCGCCAUCCCACCUGCCGCAGCCUCCGCCUCCGCCGCCGGAUAAUGAAACAGAUCAAUGUCGCCGUGGUCGGUGUUUCCGGUGUCGAGAAGGAGAAGGGUCAGCUGGGCGUGGGCAAGUCCUGUCUGUGCAAUCGGUUCGUGCGGCCAAAGACCGACGAUUACGCCAUCGAUCACAUCUCGGUGCUGAGUCAGUCCGACUUUAGCGGCCGAGUCGUCAACAAUGACCACUUUCUGUGGUGGGGAGACGCACGCAAGACGUCCGACGAGGGCGUUGAGUACAACUUCAGCGUGGUCGAGCAGACCGAGUUCGUGGAUGAUGCCACCUUUCAGCCGUUUAAGGUGGGAAAGAUGGGGGAGCCUUACACGAAGCGGUGUUCGGCCAUUCGGCUGAGCUCGCAGGAGAAGCUCAAGUACAUUUGCAAGAACCAGCUGGGGUUGGAGCACGAGUUCGAGGAGAUCGUACUGCCGGAAGGGCGGUUCGUAGUAGAUGGAUUCGUGUGCGUGUUUGAUGUCAGCAUUGUGCCGAACCGAACGGUCGAGAAGCAGGUCGAGUUCGUGACGCACAUCAUCAACAAUGUCCUGAAGAACAAGAAGCCGGUCGUGCUGGUUACCACGAAGAACGACGAUGCCAGCGAUUCGUACAUCCGGGAAGCGGAGAAAAUCUGCGCCCGGAAGGAGUACAAGGGACAGAUCGUUAUGGUGGAAACGUCCGCCCACGAGAGCAUUAACAUCGACCAGGCCUUUAUCGUGCUCGCCCAGAUGGUCGACAAGGCGAAGCAACGCUCCAAGAUCGUAUCGUACGCGGAAGCGGCCAAACAGCGUACAGACCUGCUGAAUGCAAGCUCCGAGUACGUCACACGAUUAAUCCGCACGCAAAUCACCGACCAUCGGUCGAUCUGGACCAGCUCCUCGAAGAAACUCGCCAACCACAAAGAGUGGAACGACUUCCUAGAGUUGUUCGGCCAGGAAGCCGGUCAGCGCAUCUUCCGGCGGCACAUCAAGAAGCUCCGCGAGGACUACCAAGCCAAGAAGCUGCAAAGCUACAUGGACUCGUUCGCGUGCGUCCUGCAGGAAAUCCUGCCCGACAUGAACAGUAUUAACAUGGAGCUGGAGACGUUCAGCGAUUGGCAGCUGAUACGGAACUACUUCCGGAACCACGUCGAGUACGAGCAGUAUUUCUUUGACGCCGUCGAGCGCGGUGGCAGCUGGGCCGAACUGAGCGACAUGAGCGAUAUGGAGGACGAAAGCCGGAUACCGUUCGACAUCCUGGACACUCCGGAAGCGGAGACGGUGUUUAAGAACCACAUGAACGCCCUGCAGCAGGAACAGAAGCGACUGGAAUGGAAGAAGCAGUUCAAGAAGCUGCUGGAGGAAACCGGCUACGUGACGCCGGGCAAGCAGCUUUCGGAGGUACGCGUGCUCUUCAUGGGCCGCGAGUGUUUCGAGGCGCUAUCCGAGCACGACUGCCAGCAGAUCUACGACAACCACCAGCGCGAGCUGAUCGAGACGGCCAAGCACAACUUCCAGGAGCUGCUGAUGGAGCACGCCGACCUGUUCUACCACUUCAAGAACAUCGAACCGUCGGGGACGAUCACACAGAACGACAUCAAGGAGAUAACGGACGUGCUGCAGGAGGAUCUGCGGUACAAGCUGCUCGAUCGGCUCGAUCAGGACCGGAAGCUGAUGCUGUUUCAGCAUCUGGGCUUUGUGCACUGCCCCAUCCGGGAGCACUGUCCGGCGUUCCCGAACUGUAUGGAUGCGCUGAUCGAGCGGAUACUGCUGGCGAAUCAGAGCCUACCAAACCCCCGCUUCGCCCAGAAAGAUGGUCAACUGCAGCUGAACCUGAUCGUGAUUGGGCUGGACUACAUCGCAAACGACUUCAUAGACAAGGUGCACCAGCACUGCAACGACAACGGCGAGUACAUUGUGGACGGGCAGAUCUACGGGCUGAGCAUCGAGACGAUCAACCGGGAGAACGAUUCGUUUUCGUUUGAUCUCGCGUCAGGGUUGAUCUGUUGCUACUCGAACCGGCAGACGUUUACGUACAUUUACGAGAUACUGGAUCGGCUGCUGCUGGACAACAUCGACUUUAAGGACAGUGUAAACAACCUGCACAUUGUGUUUAUGAGCGACGAGAAGAACAGUGAGAGCACGUUGCAGGCACUGCAGAGCGAUGGACAGUCGUUGGCGGAGCGGUUACAUUGCGUGUUUAUCGACGAGAAUGAGUUUUAUGCUUCCGGUCAGGAGACACGCUUUGUGGAAACCACGCUGAACAGUGUGAUCGACUCGAUUCCGUUUGAGGAUCUGAAGUACGGGAUGAACCUGGCUGAUUGUCCGGACUUGCGCAUCAUCAUGUGUAACUUCUGUGGAGAUCCAUUCUCUACGGAGAACAUGCUGAGUUCGAUGAUGAUCGAGCAGUCUUGCAUCAAUGCUGGCGAGCGGAACAUCAUUUUCGAGAUGUUGGGUGAUUCAAAGCGGCGCGUAGAACUUAUUCUGUCAUCGUACCACGGAGCGAACGCGUUCCGGGAUGAUCUGAUCCACGGGUUCAUCCUGCUGUACUCCAGCAAGCGGAAAGCUUCCCUUUCGACGCUGAGUGCAUUCUCGCUAAACAUUCCGAAUCUCCCGAUGCAGAUCGUUUCCGUUUCCGAGCAGGGUGGAGUGAACGCAUUCUUCAACAACGAAAUGGCCCAGAUGCUCAUCACCGAGGGUAACUCGAUCGCGGACAAACUCCGGGCGCACUUUGCCACCGCUUCCGACGAGGACAACCAGUUUAAGUUUGCCUCGUUCGCGCCCUUCCUUAAGGAAGUUUGGGACAAGAAGCCCGAGAUCGAGCACGCCUUCAACAUGGAGGAACCGCUCACAAUCGAUUCCGGCGAAGGCACGAUGGAACAUUCCAUGCAUCAUCACCACCAGCAGGCUCCGCAGCCUCCACCGCGGUACGAAAGCUAUCUGAUCAACGGAUCGGCAACGACGUACCGCAGCCAGCACCAACAUCCGCACGCACAGCAGAAGAUGUUGUUCGACAACCGAUCGGUCAACUCGCUCGACGAUCUGGACAACCUGAAGCAACACCAGCAGCAGUACUCCAACAUGUACUACUACGAAGACAGCAGUGAUUUUGACAAGGGUGGCAGUAACCAAGGCUUCCAGAUCUACCCGCCUCCGACGACGCCGCCAGAGCCGGCUCCACCAGAUCACUUGCUAACUCCUUCGUCGAUCCUGCGCCAACUGAAAGCCAACACCGUGUCGCAGUCACAGAGCAGCCUCGAGGAGAUCAACUCCGAUGUCAGUGGAUCCAAGGAUUCGAUCAACACAUACGACUCAGGUUGGUUAGACGACGGCUUCCUGAUUCCGAAGCAGGACAACAAGCACAACGAGGACAUGUGGAAGAAUGCCAACACGCACCACGCGUUCACAACAGGUAGGAGGCCCAACCAGAGUUCGUUCGCGAAGAAGAUCCGUCCGAAGGGACCGAGCCAAACGCUGAAGCAGCCGGGCAAGCUGAACCUGAAGAGUUUCGCCAUCGUGAACGAAGCGAUCGCCCGGAUGAACCUGGGCGGGGACGGACAGCAGGCAACGGGCGCCGGUGGGCAACCCAUGACCGAGAAGGAGAAAAAGAAAGCCAAAAAGCUGCUGCAGCAGCAGCUGGAGAACGCUCCACUUGCGGCACCGGAGGACGACAGCGAGGACUACGAGGACGAAGCCGGCUACGAGCAGAUCAACGAUGCGUUCAGCGAUGCGGUGAACAACGUGGCGAGUCAAUUAUUUACCACCUUUUCCGGUGGACAACGGCAACCGGUGGACGUUGUCGGCCAACAGCAACAGCAGCAGGCGUUGGCAGAUAUGGCCGGUGGCAAAGCCAAGCUGAGGCAGCGACGCGAGAAGGAGCAAACUUCUUCUCUGUCCACAGUAUUCAACAUUCCAGAGUACUCCGACUCGGAGAGUGAUUCCAGCUCGUUGGAGCGAAAGCGCGGUACGGACGGCUACUCGAAGAUCAACCGAAAGCCGCAAGCGCACAAGCGACACCGCAAGAAGCGCGCCGCAAUCCCGGUGCAACCGCCGAAGAUCCCGCUGGGUCCGUUCGGCGCGGGCGGUGGUGCCAGCGGAGACGGUGGCGUCGGACCUCCGAUGAUGGUAGGCGUUCCGGGAGGGGGUUCACUGGGCGCAGCGCUUGCAAUGCCCAUGAUGUACCAGAAGCUGAAGAACGAGAAGAACAUCGGGCUGGACAAGGACAAACAGGAGGACGAGUCCAGCAUUGACGUGUCUUCGCCGCGGGACAACAAUUCACCGAUUUUUGGCGUCUUGCCGAAGACGGGUGACCGGGAAAAGCUCAUCACCAAGCAGAAGAACUGGUUCGGCAAGGAGAUCGACAGCAGCAAGAGCAGCUCAAAAGAAUCAAGAGUCGGCGGAGGCCAAGAAAGCGGCCGCAAGGGCGGCCAAGACUAGCGGUAAAAACGCCAAAAUGCUCCGCCCGCGAUUCCGCAGCAACCGUCGCUGGCCAGCUUCAAGCAGUCGGACAAGAACCUGGUGCCGCUGUUUGUGGAAAAGUGUGUCAAAUUCAUCGAGCUCGAGGGACUCGACUCGGAGGGCAUCUACCGAGUGCCGGGCAACCGGACGCACGUCGAUCUGCUGUACCAGAAGUUUGAAGAAGAGGUCGACGUGGACAUCGAGAAGCUGGACAUUCCGGUGAACGCUGUCGCGACGGCGCUCAAAGAUUUCUUCGCCAAGCGACUGCCGGCCCUGUUCAGUGCCGACAUGAUGGCCGAGCUGGAGGAGAUUGCCGGAUCGCGGCCGCUGCAGGCCAUCAGCAGCAGUCUCAGCAUGGAGGUGAAGGCGGACCGAAGCUGCAGGUUGAUUUCGCUGCGCUCGCUGCUGGGGCGGCUACCGCCGAGCAACUUUGCCAUUCUCAGCUUCAUCUUCCAGCACUUUGUGAGGGUCUCCGAGAACUCCAAGCUGAACAGCAUGGACAGCAAGAACCUGGCGAUCUGCUGGUGGCCCACGCUGCUCCCGAUUGAGUUCACCGACAUGAUGCGGUUCGAGACGAUGCGGCCGUACCUGGAGGACAUCGUGCAGACCAUGAUCGACCAGUUUCCGUUCCUGUUUUGCGGCGAGGAAGCAUUCGUGAUGGUUUGAUGCGGCGCCGGCGGCGGAGUGACGAACGACGAUCGCGAGUGAGUUGUUGAUUAGUUGUUUAGUUUAUUCGUGUUUUUUAUUUGAUAUUUUUACGUUUAUCCGCGUAGCGAGCGAAGAUUUUAGUACUUUUGUUUUGUGGAUGAGAGUCGUCGGGAGCAAGAAAAUGCGUUUUGCAGUACGGACAAAUCUUGAGAGCAUUUUUAGGGUUUUGAGUUUUAACAAAGAGUGUUGCGUACAAUUUUAGCUAGGCAUUUAGAAAUCAAGUCAAAUGUUGCAAAUUUUAUCUUCGGUUAGCUUCCGGAAGAGGAAACCUUAACCCCCACUCUGUUCACACAGCGGAUGAACUCUAAACAGCAAGUGAAAAUAUAUAGUCGUGUAAUUAUAGUGUAACGCUUUACGAGAAGGUGAAAAAACAAAUGCGAUAUGGUAUGUUAGGUAACGAAAGAUGCUUAUAAUUGUUUAUGUCUUGUAAUUUCUAAAAAUGAAAAUUAAAAAAAACACGCAAUUCGAUCCAAAUGAAACGAGCAUGCAAUUGUGCUGAUAUUUUUUGUCCAUAAGUGGUAUAUUUAUUGCUUAAGAUGUCAAGCUUGAGCAGCAUCAUAUAUUUUUGCCCUUCUAGUUUGGUAUUUUGAAUUUUGCCCCACUAGUGCUGGGCUUUAAAGUUAAGGAUUCGCUACUUAUUCCAAACAGUAAAAAAAAACAAAACAUCAACAUUCUACAGAUUCAGAGAUAUUUUAGCUGGUUUAUCAGUGUAUUUGAGCAAAGUAUGAAACAAAUUGUAUAUUUACCUAUGUAUAUUUUUAAGCAACGGCAAUGCUCGAAUAGUAAAACAAACACACACACACAAACAAGUAAUCAUCGGAAUGUAGAAUGUCACUAAAUAUUACCGUAAGGAAAUUCAACAAGUUUGUGGUGAUAAACGUAUGUAAUAAUGGUUUUGUAGGCUUUAGUUUGACUCGUGACGACGAAUUGGAAUACGCUUGACCAGUGUUGCGUAAAUGUCCGAAUUUUAGCCAUCUUUUCAGUAGGUAACCCUUCUCUUUAAACUCCAUUUACCUUCUUAUGCUCUACCCAACAAUAAAUACUUCCAAAUCAAACAACUUUACGUUUUACAGUUGCAACUCAAAACCCAGCAUUUGACAGGUCGUUAUGGCUAAUAUUUACCCAAAAUUGGGUAAUUCUAAUGAUCGUGUAACCUUGCUCACCUUUGCUAUGUUUGCUUUGGUUGUUUGACAGAUCAAGGUAACCAAUGCCAAAGGUGCGCUAACAAGGCCUGUCAAACGGAAAGGUAAGAGCCACGCGUGUAAAACGCCAACUCAGACGCUGAGACUAACGAAACGUGCCAUCUUUUUAGAGUCCCAAACAACGAAUCCUUUUAUUAUAUUAUUUUUUCCACCCCUUAAAAAUUUCCUCAACGAGAGAGACUAUGAACUAAAUGACGCUUCCGUUAACGCGAACCUAUAGAACGCUAUAUAGAAUGAUUUCAUCCAACAUGAACACGUCCUUCCUUGUGUAGUAACUAAAAACAAAUAUUACUCAUUUACUUAUCGCAAAAAAAAACAUAUUUAUAGACACCACACACUAAACAGUGAUUGUAGAAACGAGUGACACAGUGAGAGACAGAGAGAGAAAGUGAUGCGCUUCUUAUGUAUUUUUUUAACGUUGGUUUACAGUUUUUAUUUUCUACAAAACGAUGAUUUUAAUUUGAUUAAAACACCGCAAAACUAGAAUGUAACGCAAACAAAAAGAAAACACACAUUACGAAGUAAGUGAAAAAAAAACAAGUGUGAAGGCAAACAAUUCUCCGUUCUUUAGAUAGCAAGUAUUUUUUAACAAAUGAAAGAGCAGCGAGCCGCGCGAGAAUCCCGUAGAAUUUACCAAUUGAAGCAAAACCAGAAUUAAAAGGCCUGGUAAAAUCUAGUGUGCGUUGGAUUAUUAAUGAAGAAAAAGGAAACAAGUGCAAAACUUUAGCUCGCGCAGGUGCGCGGGGAGUCAUAAGAAACGAAUCAAUUACGUGAAACCAAAACAAAGCAUAAACACUGCAUUGAAAUAAAAAAUUAUUGCAAAACAAAUAAGAGAAAUACUAAAAAACAAACAAAAUCGUGUUAAAUGUGUAUAGGUGUAUAAAUAAAUCGUCAAGUUGAAAAUUUUUAAAUCAGCAUCAAAUAAAAACAAAAACAAACACAAAUGAAAUGGCAAAAUCUGUGAACUGUGUGUAGAAAAAACGUUCGGUUUUGUGUUGCGUAAUUUUGCGACCGAACGUGGUUGAAGUUAUAAACGAGUAGAAAAAAAAAACUCAUGAUUCCAAGUCCUAAUUUGAUCAAUGUGAUAUUGUAAACGCAUAGAAGGUACACACACACUCACACAGACACACACACACAAAGGGCGCGGUGAAAUGGAGAAAAAAGCUUAUGCAAAGGCCAAAAUCAGAUCAAAAAUAGUUUGAAAAGCAGUUCGGCAGAAUUGGGAUACAAAAGCUUGAGAGGUUAAUGGACUGAACUUGAAAAUUUACUUUGAAGAAAAAAAAUCGAGAUUGAAUUAGAUUAUAUACGAUUGUAGGUACUCUCAAUUUCUUCAGAUUUUCCAUUUUAUUAUUUUUUUCAAAGAACCAAUAAAACACAAUUGAAAAAGAAAAUUGAAUCCAUUUUAUAAUUGAAGAUCAUGUUUUGUGAUUUCACAUUUCUCCAGAUUAUAUUUAUUUAAAAUUUAUUUAAAAAUUGUUCUUUUCGCGUCAGCGUGUAAAACGAAAACAAAAAGCUGUCAGUGACAACAUGUCCCCAGUCAAAUCAAUCCGGAUUCUGAAACGGAAUUUGUAUACGAUUCUAAUUAGAUUCCGUUUCAGAAUUCGGAUUGAGUUAACUGGGUCACUUUUCAACUACACGGUUAUGCCGAACGACUAAUUUUGGACUUUUUCUCAAAUUUCCUCUACGUUGAACCUAAUUGAACCUAUUUGAAGAUGUGAAUUUGGAAUGUUUUUUUUUCAAUCUUUAUUUUUUUUUAAUUUUAUGGUUUUGUUUUCAUAAUGAUUGAAAAUUAAUUGCUUGCUACAUACGUUUUAUUCAAUUGAUGUAUGCAUUGUUUUUAGAAGUUAAAAACAAUUUGUUUUAUUAUUUCAGAAAACGUAAAAAUGUUGUACAAAAUUGAACGAACUUUAAAGAAAAACAAAAAAUCUAGAAAUGAGUAUCCAUGUGUAAGAAAACCCGAGACGCCAUGUGUGUUAUUCUUGUAGCUUUUUAUGACAAACAAAACUGAACUGCUUGUGUAAAAUGUAUCGUGAUGUUAAAAUCAAAACCAAAAUUAAGAAAACAAAAAUCGCAAAAUGCUGCAACCGACAACGCAAACGCACACACGCCGAUCAAAUUGGUUCUUUCAGUGCAAAUGUAGUGUGACAAGAAAGAGAAAGAGAGAGAAAUAGCGAAAACCCUAACCUCUGAACUACGAGGAGCAGUAACUGAAAACUAUAGUGAUUGUGAUUGUAACGUAACCCAUCUCACGAGAAUGAUUUUCCUCCUCAGUAAACUCAGAAAUUUGAAGAAAAAAAAUCCCACUCGGUUAGAAUGAAUAGAAACAGAGAAAAUCCUCACAGAAAGAACAAGAACAAGUUACCGCAAACGAUAAAAUCAGAAUGUAAAACGGAAAAGUAAAUAUUUUCACAGGAACUGAAAGUUUUGCACCCUCUCCAAAAUCAUCUCUUUAAAAAAUAAAGAUAUUGGUGUGAUAUACUCGCCAUCCGGAACGAACACAAAAACGACGGCCAUUCUGUCCACCAAAACAAGAUGGCGGCCAGGUUUGACAGAACACAAGCGCAAUAGCAGGGCAGUUUGCGUGAAACACCCAGAUCAGUAGUAAUAGUGGAACGACAAAUGAAAGUACUAUUUAAUACUGAUAAACCAAACAAGUUGUAAAUUCGUGUCUUGAUGCAACCAAAAUCUCGGUUUAAAAAAUAUUGAAAAGAUAAAAAACGCCAAAACCAAUGAAGCUCAUUGUUUUCUCCCCUUGUCAUCGUUUUUGUAAGCAAUCGGCUAGUUGUUCUGAAUAAACAAAAAAAAGUAGCAAAACACCUACACCUUACACAUAAACACACAUACACUCACCCAAGAAUGUAAACAAGCAUUGGUUAGAGUAAUAAAAGAAACUUGUCCUCUUCCCCUAAUGAAAUCUCCUCGGCAUGAGCACCAGCGAAGCCAAGAGGUCCUUCAUUUUUCCUUUCCAUCGUUUGUGCACAAAAAACUAACGAAAAAAAUGUCACAAAAAUGAGUAAAAAUAAACUAAAUGUUGUUACACUCUGUAUUCUAGAAAUUACGAAUGAAAGAAAAGAAUAAAAACCUUAACAAAAAAUCGAUGUAACACGAGUUGGCACACUUUUCUCUAACAGUUUCCGUUUUUUCCCUAAAAUAGUGCGCGUUUGUUUAACGUGAAAAGGUUGCGGAAUUCAAUUAUCAAGAGUUAAAAAAAAAGCCAAAAACACACUCAAAACAACAACAACAAAAAACAACUAGAUAGAAGCGACAUUAAACCGAACAUGAAAAAAUAAUAAACAAACAAAAGAAAUCCCCCGUCAAAAAAGGAAACAUUCUGUUAGUUGUUCCCCCCGCGCAAAGCCAAGAAAGUUCUUGUUUUUUAUUCCAUCCAACCGACUUGAACAAAAACGAGAUUAACAUGUGCGGCAGCAGCAGAGAAAGAGCAAGGAUCUAGGCGAAGCAAAAAACAAGAAUCUUCUUUACUUGCUAGCUUUUUGUAAGACGUUUUUAACAAAAUGGAAGAAAAAUCGCAAAAAAAUGAACAAAACUAGUAUUGAAUGUGUCAAAGCAAAAAAAAAA